AUUUUUCUUUUCCCCAUAUGCGAAAAAGGCUUGGCAAUGGCUGUUUCUCUUUCCUCCUAGUUUACGAUUCCGCCACCGUCGAGCACCGCAGACGUUUGAUUCAACGAUCGACAGCUUUCCCUGUGGAUUUUCCUUCCAACCCUAAUCCUAAUUUGGGUUAUUGUCUCGAGACGAGGGAGUGAUCGAUUCAGUUUCCUUCUCAAGACGCAAGCUUUUUGUCGCGAUUUCGUCUCGUGCAGCUCUUCCAAUUUGAUUCGGCUCGGUAGAUGGCUCGUGGCGACUCGGCUGCUUUUCUCGGUCCUGGUUUCCGGUUCCACCCCACCGACGAGGAGCUGCUCCGGUACUACCUGAAGAGAAAGGUCACUAACAAGCCCGUCCGCUUUGACCCGAUUUCCGUCGUUGACGUCUACAGAACGGAGCCUUGGGAUCUGCCUGAUCGAUCGAAGUUGAAGAGCAGGGAUUUGGAGUGGUACUUCUUUAGUUUAUUGGAUAGGAAGUAUGGUAAUGGGUCAAAGACGAAUCGGGCAACCGAGAAAGGCUACUGGAAAACAACUGGGAAGGAUAGGCCUAUCCGCUCCAAUUCUGCAAUCGUGGGGAUGAAGAAAACUCUUGUCUACCACCUUGGGCGUGCCCCGCACGGUGAGCGUUCCAAUUGGGUGAUGCAUGAGUACCGCCUUUCUGAUGAGGAGUUGGGGAAAUUCGGAAUUGGGCCGGAUACUUAUGUCCUUUGUAGGAUUUUCAGAAAGAGUGGAACUGGGCCGAAAAAUGGCGAACAGUAUGGAGCGCCUUUUGUUGAGGAGGAAUGGGAAGAUGAUGAUGUCCCUGUUGUGACUGGUCAAGAGAUCGUUUCCCCUGAUGGUGUGGCUGAGAUUGACAGUGAAUAUGUGGACGCAGAAGAAUUUGAACAGAAACUUUUUGCUGGAACUGAUUGCGAGAAUGUUGAUGUUCCACCGACCUUCUACUAUGAAGAGAAGAGCACUAAAAUAGAGAAUGUCGGAAGCUCUGAUGAAGAUGGUCCUAAACCCCUUAUGGCCGAGCCUCUAAACACCUUGGCAGUACCAGUUUAUCCACAGUUGCCUCAUCUAUCUGGGCAAAAUGAGAUGGGUGACAAUUGUGUAGAUGCACAGUAUAUUGCUAGUUCAAGCAAGGACUUGAAUCCUCUUGACAACGGGGAUUUCCAUGGUAGACCGUAUACAGAUACUGCUAACAGCGAAUACGCCGAAGGGCUUUUCUUGGAAGCAUCUGAACUGUCGAACCCUCUGGAGCCAAGUUCAGACCCUGCAGAUUUCAACUUUGAGGAUUUCCUUGAUUUAGAUGAGUUGGACUUUGAUCUUUCUGAUGUAUUGAGAAGUGACGAUUUCACUUCUGGUCUGUCGCCUGAAUCCAACAAGGUUUCAAAUGAGGUAGAUGAUGAUCUUCACUCUAGGAGCGAGAACCUGUUGAGCAUGCAGGGUGAUGCAUCGUCCUCCGAGCAUAUGCCUGAUUCCACCAUGCUGAAACCGUAUAGCAUGAAAUCCGAAACCGAUAUGAACUACCCGUUCAUUAGCAAAGCGAGCCGGAUGUUGGGUAAUAUACACGCACCCCCUGCAAUGGCCGCAGAGUUCCCCGUUAAGGGAGCAGCUCUCCGGUACGCCUCAGCUCAACCUUCCAGCUCCUCCAUUCACGUCACUGCUGGUAUGAUCACAAUAGAGAACAUGACACUGAGAGACGACGGGAUGGAUGGGUCUGCUUUCGGGAAGAACAUGGGGGUCAAUGUCGUCUUGUCGUUCACUUGGCCGCAGGGAGCUGGUGGUUCGAGUGUGAAGACAGGAUCCAUGGCUUCUAGGGCCUGGAUGUGCCUGAUGUUCUUCUGGGUCCUGAUUCUUUCCGUGAGCUAUAAGAUUGGGAUCAGUAUCUGCGCGAAGUAAUAUCUAUCAUUAUAGACGUCUACACUGGGGUUAGCGUUUUGCUAUCAGACAGGUAUAUUGUUAUUUGUAGGAGUGGGGAGGCGGGACUAACGAUCAGACUGAUUAAUUUCUUUCACGUUUCUGUGUGUUCGCCUCUAUUUUUUAUGAGAUUUGUGGAACACUUGUCUCUAUUAUAUCAUUAUAGACACUCUGCAUACUUUUUUCAAGCUACACAGCUUUACCAUGACAGAGAGCCGUUCUGAUUAGACUCAUCGCUGCUGUUGGUAUGGUUCAGCACGGAAGAAGUGCGGUAACAGCGUUCUUAUAAGUAGUGAUUGCAAUGGGCGGGGAGGUACCCUACUUCUCAUGUCCCGCCCGCCUCACGUUAUUAGGCGUUAUUAUGGGUAGGGACGGGGCGGGCGGAUCGACCCACUCAUAUAUAUGUUUUGUGAAAAAAUUAUAAGCAAAUUUUACUUUUUAUUAUAAAAUGAAGGGGGAAACACUUUGUGAAUGAAAAACAGUGAUAAUAGAAUAGGUAAUUGAGUCGAAAAAGUUGAAAAUUUGAUUCUAAUUAGUUGAAGAAAAGUCAUAAUAGGAGAAAUAUGUAUAGAUACUGUAAGAAAUUGAGAUAAAAUGGGUCGGGGCAGGGCAUGGUGGGUUGGAAGUAGAUACUCAUGUCCUGUCCCAAACUAUUGCGGGUCAGAUAAUAUCCGGGGGCGGGUUGAAAUUGCCAUCAUACUAGCAAGGCGUUUGGUUUUGAUGAUUGUUUGGUUGAGAUAGUUACAAUACAUACAUUGUCCACAAUGCAUUGUUUUUUUGAAUUUUCUGCACAAACAAUACAUGCAUUGUUUUGUUGAUGUGAUGGAAACUAUCACUCAUAAUGAGUGAUAGUAAUAUCUCUAUUAAAACUUGAUAUUGUUGAGAUGGUUUUGGGGAGAUUGUUGGGUUUCUUUUUUGUUUCAAUUAUACCCCUAGUUUUAUAUAUAUAUAUAUAUAGGUGACUACUUCGGUGCACUCACAAAAAUGAGUGCGUUCAAUGCACCCAACUCAAAAACUAGUCUUAAGGUGUCGGAUUUUGAAUUUUAAUUUGUAGAAUUAGUGUAAUAUGAUGAUAUAACAUAUGAUAACAACUAAUUAGCGGAUUAUCCUAAGCCCUAGAGCUCCAAUUUGAGGUCUAUCCCCAAACCCCAAAUUGUAAAUCCUAACCCUAAUUCUAAAUCUCUAAACUUUAAAUCCUUUAAAUUAAAGUAAAUUCAUGUGUGUUAUUGUUUAUCACAUCAUAAGUGAUGAUUGAUAUCAUUUUGACAUAAAAACGCAUGUUUAAAAUGAAGGUUAUGAAGCGAGUGCACUGAGUGCACCCAAAAAAGUGAGUGUACCGAAGACGCCACCAUAUCUAUAUAUAUAUAUAUAUAUAAAUAAAGUAAUAUAAUUUAUUGAAUACUAAAAGAACUAUCUCUAAAAUCAAACAAUGCAAAGUACAUUACAUCAUUUUCGUUAAUUGCAUGUAUAUUAUAAUGUAUGCAUUGAUCACAAUGCAUUGAUUUAAGUAUCACCAAAACCAAACGACCCUAGGUUUCAGUAUCAUGUAAUCGAUAAAUGUGUUUUUUAAGGGUGAUAUAAGUUUUUUUUUGUAGUUAAAGUACUAUUUAAGAAAUUCAAACCUGGAAGCUCCAGGUUCUAGGCUAGUAGUAUUAUCGCUAGACCAAGCCAUUGUUCGUUUUUAUAAGGGUGAUAUUUAUGAACGUGUUACUUUUCAUUUUGAUAUUUAUAAUAGGGUUGUAAACAUAGUUUGGUUAACUAAAUCAUUAAGCAUGAAAAAUCAAAUCAAGAAAAUUCCUAAAACCAAAAUCAAAAUUGUAAAGAGCCUUACCGGUCUUACGUUAACCGAAAAUCGAUAAAUCCCCUAACAAUUUCAGUUUGGUCUAGAUACCCCGAUAAACCAAACUCAGAGCUUGGGAAGUCCAGAAAUAGAGGGGAAAAAAGACA
Molecule: messenger RNA, 3872 nt
Organism: Linum trigynum
Lineage: Eukaryota; Viridiplantae; Streptophyta; Magnoliopsida; Malpighiales; Linaceae
Source: the annotation of a GenBank genome assembly